Myxozyma melibiosi is the source of this 527-nucleotide messenger RNA. RefSeq lists its product as uncharacterized. Lineage: Eukaryota; Fungi; Ascomycota; Lipomycetes; Lipomycetales; Lipomycetaceae. The transcript is spliced from 2 exons. Bases 202 to 492 code for a protein of 96 amino acids. The record is from RefSeq and is a predicted model, not a curated record.
CUCACUGUGACUUACUGUGACCUGUGACCCGCCAAUGUGGAUGCAGCCGGGCGCGGUUAGGGCACAGGCGUCGGGACCAAUCGCGAGCGACGACGGCGCCGCCGAAAAUCUUUGGCGGAGUCGCUGUUUUGCUUUUCUUGCUCGCCCUUCCCACCUCCGCCUUUGCUUCCUCACCACCCUCUCUGCUCUUCCCCAUCCGCAAUGCUCUCCCGCUCUGCUCUCCGUCAGACCGCCCGCGUCGGUGUCGCCGUCGCGGCCAAGCGCGUCACCCCCGCCGUCAUCCGUUCCUCCGUCUGCCUGAAGCGUGGAUACGCCGAUGCUAAGGCCGGCCCCACCGAGGUUUCUUCCAUUCUCGAGGAGAGAAUAAGAGGUGUUUCCGCCGAUACCAACCUUGCCGAGACUGGACGUGUCUUGUCCGUCGGGUUAGUACUCCUACAACUUUCUCUCAUCCCAUCACAUUCGAAAUUGUCUUCCUUUGCUUUCUGUCGUUGAUUUUGGAGAAACCGAAUUCGUGAUUUCGGGGACGU